This is a messenger RNA of Ornithodoros turicata, 561 nucleotides long. RefSeq lists its product as uncharacterized. Lineage: Eukaryota; Metazoa; Arthropoda; Arachnida; Ixodida; Argasidae. The transcript has a single exon. The record is from RefSeq and is a predicted model, not a curated record. Bases 1 to 561 code for a protein of 186 amino acids.
AUGGUUCAAGCAAGACUACUGUGGUUCCUGGAAGUUCACUCCAUUUUGCCCAGUAACAUGACCGGAUUCCGCUGUAAACUCGCAACCAAGGACAACCUCUUAGAGCUCUGCUCUGCCGCCGAUGAUGCAAAAAAAAAAAGUGGUCUCGCGUUUCUGGCUGCUUUUGUUGAUGUAAGAAGCGCUUUCGACAUUGUCUCGCCAGAUGUGGUGUCAGCUCAACUUCAGAAAAUCAAGGUCACUGGUAGAACCCUCCGCUUUAUCACUGACAUUCUCAAUGGCAGAGCCACUCAAGUAAGACUCGGAAGUCAUUUGGGUCAACUCAAACAUUGCCCUACUGGAUUACCACAAGGAACCGUCCUGAGCCCGCAGCUGUUUAAUGUAGUAGUGUCUGGGCUUCCUGAAGCAAUUCCCAGCCUUUCCCAUGCUGUGCAGCUGACCAUGUAUGCAGACAACUUCACAAUCUGGACUGUUGGCAGCCGACUAGUACAACUGAAUCGCAACCUACAAAGGACCUUAAACCCCAUCAAGGAAUACUUGGACUCCGUGGGCCUCUCCAUCUGA